Messenger RNA from Salvia hispanica, 2773 nucleotides. RefSeq names its product quinolinate synthase (gene QS). The record is from RefSeq and is a predicted model, not a curated record. Gene Ontology annotation, molecular function: quinolinate synthetase A activity; 4 iron, 4 sulfur cluster binding. Gene Ontology annotation, biological process: 'de novo' NAD+ biosynthetic process from L-aspartate. Gene Ontology annotation, cellular component: chloroplast. Lineage: Eukaryota; Viridiplantae; Streptophyta; Magnoliopsida; Lamiales; Lamiaceae.
CUUUUUGGUCGGCCCCUUCAGUCCACUAUUUUUGCUCUUUUGGUGCGUGAUUGGCCGCUUUAUCACCACCGCGAAUUCUUCACCUCCUCCGCCUCCAUAUAUCCCCACUUUCUUGUUUCUUCCUCUCCAUCGCCUCCCACCUCCGCCGUUGCAUACCUCACCUCUUCCCCGCGCUUUUUUUUUCUGAGCUAAAACGCAGGAAUUCACUCAGACCUUUCAACAAACAGUUGGUGGGCAAUACGAGCUUGCUUGAUUAGUGUGAAGGAUGGACGCAGCUGCCAUUUCGAUGAGUGGUGUCUCUUCAUCGCUCUUCUGCAAUUCGAAAUACCCUAAAUCGAACCCUAAAUUAUCCUCGCCACCGAUUGUUAGAUGCAUCAAUUCGCAGAGCUGGCAUCUUAAUUCGUGGUCUCCACUGAAAUCGAUUGCAAGAACCGAUUUUGCUUGCUCCGCCGUGACCUCCGGCGGCGAUACGCUCACCGCCGCGGCCGCCGCUAAAGCGAAGGUGCAGAUCCUCGUCGAGGAGUUCCAAUCGAUAAACGAUCCGGUCGAGCGCGUGAAGAGGCUAAUUCACUACACGGAGAUCCUCCCUCCUUUCGGCGAUUCGAUGAAAAUCGCGGACAAUCGCGUUCCCGGAUGCACGGCGCAGGUGUGGCUGCAUGUGGAAAUGGACGACGGCGGCAGAAUGAGGUUUUUGGCGGAGAGUGAUUCGGAGAUAACAAAGGGAUUCUGUGCGUGUUUGGUGUGGGCGCUCGACGGCGCCACAGCGGAGGAGGUUUUAGCCUUCAAAGCUGAGGAUUUCGGAGCGCUGAGCGUUGCGGGUUUGAAUGGGGGAAAAGGUGGAUAUUCGAGCAGCAGAUCGAAUACUUGGCAUAAUGUGCUGAUAAGCAUGCAGAAGAGGACGAAAGCGUUGGUGGCGGAGAGAGACGGCCGCCCCCGCGGCGAGCCGUUCCCCUCAUUGAUUGUGACUGCUGAUGGAAUUCAGGCGAAAGGAAGCUACGCUGAAGCUCAGGCUAGAUUUCUGGUUCCGGAUCAGGUAAAAGUUCAAGAGCUAGUGAAUUUGCUAGAGGAGAAGAAGAUUGGUGUUGUUGCUCACUUUUACAUGGACCCCGAGGUUCAAGGCGUUUUAACUGCUGCGCAGAAGCUCUGGCCUCAUAUUCACAUAUCUGAUUCACUUGUCAUGGCGGACUCUGCUGUCAAUAUGGCUAAAGCUGGCUGCAAAUUUGUAACUGUUCUUGGUGUAGAUUUCAUGUCAGAAAACGUUCGUGCAAUCCUCGAUCAGGCCGGGUUUCCCGAGGUAGGGGUAUACAGGAUGUCGGAUGAGCGCAUUGGAUGCUCCUUGGCUGAUGCUGCAGCAAGUCCAUCAUACAUGGAUUACCUUGCGGCAGGUGCAUCUUCUGUUUCUUCUCCCUCUUUGCACGUUGUGUACAUUAAUACCUCACUUGAGACAAAAGCCUACACUCAUGAAGUAGUUCCAACGAUAACUUGCACGUCGUCUAAUGUCGUGCCAACCAUUCUACAGGCGUUUGCAGAAAUUCCAGAUCUAAAUGUAUGGUAUGGACCUGACACCUACAUGGGUGCAAAUAUCAUGGAAUUGUUCAGACAGAUGACUGAGAUGAGUGAUGAAGAAAUUGCCAGUAUACACCCAAACCACAACAGCAGAUCUAUAAAAUCUUUAAUGCCCCGUCUUCACUAUUUUCAGGACGGAACAUGCAUUGUUCAUCACCUCUUUGGUCAUGAAGUUGUUGGCAAAAUAAACGAGAUGUACUGUGAUGCGUUUCUGACUGCACAUUUUGAAGUUCCCGGUGAAAUGUUCGCCUUAGCAAUGGAGGCAAAACGAAGAGGGAUGGGAGUGGUGGGUUCCACUCAAAAUAUAUUGGACUUCAUUAAAGAGAGAGUACUAGAGGCAUUAGAUAGAAAGGUCGAUGAGCAUCUCCAGUUUGUCUUAGGAACCGAAUCAGGAAUGGUGACCUCAAUUGUUGCUGCAGUACAUGAGCUCUUGGGAUCCCGGACACCCCAAAAUGGAGCUAAAGUGAGCGUAGAGAUAGUCUUUCCCGUCUCAUCAGAGUCGAUAACUAGAACACCGGGCUCAUCACUGGAACUCCCAAUAAUACCUGGAGCUGCAAGUGGAGAGGGCUGUUCUCUUCAUGGAGGCUGUGCAUCGUGUCCUUAUAUGAAGAUGAAUUCUCUUGAUUCACUUCUCAAAGUUUGCCACAAUUUGCCUCGCAACAAAGAUGAUCUUUCGAUGUAUGAAGCUGGGCGGUUCAGUCUGCAAACCCCAAACGGGAAGCUGAUUGCAGACGUUGGCUGCGAGCCCAUUCUACACAUGAGACAGUUUCAGGCUACAAAGAGAUUGCCGGAGAAGCUAGUCCAGCAGAUCCUCCACAAUCCUCACAGCGGAAGAUAAACCUUGCAGCAAAGCAAAGAUCACAUGCCGAUCCAUUUGAAAAGUGGGCAGACGCGGAGCUGAUGGUCUUUUGGUAAGAAAAUCCGCGUCAAAAGGAACCUUACACCGCAAGUCCUGAUGGAUCCGUCAUCCACAUUAUACACAACUUCAAUGUUAUGGAUGCUCAACAUAAUUUAUUUUGUUUUUCGUUUUGGAAUUGAUAUUUACAAUAGGAUGUUAGAAUUAGUGGUGUUCCUUGAUUGUUCUUUUUAUAUCUUGUAACUCUACAUUCUAGAUAUGUUGUUAUAGAAGGAUUGUGAUGUUAGUUUGUGACCGUGGAAAGGAACAGCUCCAUUUAAGAAUAAAAGCUCCAUAAUAUUGCUUGAGGAA